Microcebus murinus (gray mouse lemur) is the source of this 861-nucleotide messenger RNA. The record is from RefSeq and is a predicted model, not a curated record. Lineage: Eukaryota; Metazoa; Chordata; Mammalia; Primates; Cheirogaleidae.
UGUUAGGAUUACAGGCGUGAGCCACCACGCCUGGCCAAAAUGCGACCUGUUGAAUUCUUUACAUUACCUUGGAGAAAGAUAUCUAUGAAACUAUGGAUAAUACAAAAACUCUGCUUGAUAUUAAAGAGUACCCUGAUACUGAGGUACAGAAAAACCAAGGACUAACUCUGGAAGAAUGGCAAGACAAGUGGGUGAACCGCAAAAUUGCAUUUCAUCAAGAACAAGGACAUCAGCUAUUAAAGAAGUACUUGGAUACUUUUCUUAAAGGCGAGAGUGGACUGAGGGUAUUUUUUCCUCUUUGCGGAAAAGCAGUUGAGAUGAAAUGGUUUGCAGACCUGGGACACAGUGUAGUUGGUGUGGAAAUCAGUGAACUUGGGAUACGAGAAUUUUUUACAGAGCAGAAUCUUUCUUACUCGGAAGAACCUAUCACAGAAAUUCCUGGAGCCAAAAUAUUUAAGAGUUCUUCAGGGAACAUUUCAUUGUACUGUUGCAGCAUUUUUGAUCUUCCCAGAACGAAUAUUGGCAAAUUUGACAGGAUUUGGGAUAGAGGAGCAUUAGUUGCCAUUAAUCCUGGUGAUCGUGAAUGCUACGCAGAUAUAAUGUCGUCCCUCCUGAGAAAAGGGUUUCGGUACCUCCUGGCUGUUAUGUCUUAUGAUCCGACUAAACAUCCAGGCCCACCGUUUUAUGUUCCAGAUGCUGAAAUUAAAAGGUUGUUUGGUACAAUAUGCGAUAUUCAUUGUCUGGAGAAGGUUGACGUUUUUGAAGAACGACAUACAAGUUGGGGAAUUGACUAUAUUUUUGAAGAGUUAUAUCUACUUACAGAAAAAUAAAUGAGAUAUAAAUAAAAUCAAGUAGCAUUAA